This is a messenger RNA of Paramormyrops kingsleyae, 8499 nucleotides long. RefSeq names its product polycystic kidney disease 1 like 2a (gene pkd1l2a). Gene Ontology annotation, cellular component: membrane. The record is from RefSeq and is a predicted model, not a curated record. NCBI's taxonomy places the organism in Eukaryota, Metazoa, Chordata, Actinopteri, Osteoglossiformes, Mormyridae. Gene Ontology annotation, molecular function: calcium channel activity; calcium ion binding; protein binding. Gene Ontology annotation, biological process: detection of mechanical stimulus.
GCUGGUAUUUACAUGAAUACAUUUUAACGCAUGACUCACAAGAUACUUUGGAUUAUAUAUUGAGCAUUGUUUUAUGAAUGUAUUAAUGUAGUAGACUGAAGGAAAUGUUCCAUGUGGAGAAAGAGAGCUUUCUUUCCGCUCUGUUUAUGACCCAUGGUUCUGAAAGUAGGACAUCUACUACAAUGGAGUUGAAAAUGUUAAACAAACCCUGAUUGAAUGAAGGGCACUUAUAAUGGCCCAUGAUUAUCAGCAAGCUACACCACAAAGCUUAUCUCUCUCUGCAGGUGGAGCAGGAAUACGGUAAUGGGUGCCUGGUUUGAUAGCAGAGCCUCCAGAUGUAUGCAGAUGCUCAGAGUUAAAGACUUUAUUGUUGUUUGCCUAUAAUGCCUUGGUGUGCCAGGGAUAAUGGAUCUUCUUGAACCACAGAAAACCAGCCCAUCAGUCGUUCAGGCCCAUUGUUGGAGCUUACGCACAUUGUCCCAUCUCUAGGAGAUUGUUGGUGAUGUCAUUGCGCUUUAAAGGUAGACUGGGGGGUGCCUGGGUCAGACCUGUGUGGGAGCAAGCGAAGAUGGGCACUGCCCCUGUUUUGCUGGCUCUGUAUGCUGUCCUGCUGUGUGCGUGCCGGUCAGGUGCUGAGGAGCAGGGAGGUGGGCCUCUAUGCCCAGAGUACCAGAAGAGUUUCGAUGCCUCCUGUUAUGAGUUUGUCAGCCUGCAGCGCUCCUUCCUCAGUGCUCAGGGCUGGUGUGAGAGGGGCGGAGGGCAUCUGGCCUUCAUCCUGAACGAUGAGAUCCAGCAGUUCCUGCAGAGGCACCUGAAGCCAGAACAGGACUGGUGGUUGGGUUUAGCACCUGCUAGACAGAAUCUCACUCUGGAACUCACUGUAGCUGAAGACUCGCUGUCCUGGUUGGACGGAUCUGACGUCAGCUAUGCUAACUGGGCCGAGGAGCCGCUUCCAGGGGCUUCCUGUGCUCACGUCCGCAGGCAUUCAGCCUUUCAGUGGGAGGCUACAGACAACUGCAGCCAGGAGUUCUACUUUGUCUGUGAAUUCGAGUCGGGUCGCUCCUUGGCUUGCGCAAACCACAAUGCCACUCUGCAGUGUGGAUCGGGGCGGGUGAUCCAGGUUGACGACAGCUUCUACGGCAGGAAGACCCCACACUACUGCCAAGUGACCCCCACUCCCCCUUCCACACCAGGGUGGGAGGCUCCAUCUGUCCUGGAGGAGUGCAGCUGGGUGGAUGUGAGCCACUUAGUGGAAGGGCACUGCCACGGACUGCAGGUGUGCCAGGUCACUGCCGACGCGGGUUUGUUUGGGGAGUCCUGCCCACGGCUGGGGAGCUACCUGUCAGUGGACUAUCACUGCAAAGAUGGCCUGCUGCUUUUGAUGAGUGAGGUUGCAGCAGUUUUUGACAACGUCACCAUCACUGUAAAGUGGCUGCUUCAUCCUUUCCAAGGAAAUCUUACUUGUUCCCUGAGUGCUGGAGAUGGACACACUAUCGACGCCUAUAAUUCAAAAGAGUCAGAAAAUAUGGUUCACAGAUACAACCGAUCAGGUGUCUUCACUGUCAAUGUGGAGUGCACCACCAGUGAGUGGCAUGUGGCAGCACAGAAAGUCAUCAUUAUUCAGGAACCACCUACUGAAUUUGGAAUCAUCAGGUGCUACAGUUCCAACCAAUCAUGGGAGAGCAACAACUGCAAGGCCUUUUACGGCAGCACGCUGGAAAUCCAGGUCCAGUUGGAAGCUGGAACCAAUAUCACAUACAGAUUACAGCAAGGUGAAGUUUUGCUGGCCAUGGCCAUGACAAUGAGAGGCAUCGUUCCGUGCAACCUCACGAUGGAUCCCCUGGCUCAGCAGCGACUAGGUAUCGGCUGCCACCAGGUGGAGCUGUCAGCCUCCAGUGACGUGCUGGCGGGGGCCGUGUCCGCGCCUUUGGACUUUUGCCUCCUUGAGGCCGUGGAGGGUCUGCGGGUCUCUGUUGAGCAAGGCCCAGACUCGUGCCAGAGCUCCAGCCUGCAGGUGAGCGUGUCGCUGGAGCGUGGGACCCCAGUGCAGCUUCUCUUCCAGGUGUCUGGAGAAAGGAACAGUUAUUCUGAGGCAAAGGAUAUGCUUGACGGCAGCCUGCAAAUCUUCAGCAUUACGGCCAAGAUUCAAGGGCCAGUGAGUGUAAAGGUUAAUGCAACAAACAGCCUCUCCAGCAUGGUACAGGAUGCUGGAAACAUAACUCUGAUUUGCAGUGACCAUGUGCCUGGUGACUCUUCGAGAGUGCCUCGUGAUAAUGAAGAUGGAUUUGAUAUUGAGGCAGAUCCAAAUGUUAUAUACCCAAACACUACAAUGGUCACAUUAACAGCAUUUGGUGAUGUCAUAAACUCCGGUGCUACCUACUCAUGGUCAUGCAGUGGGGAUUGUCGCUGUGAAACCACCAGUACUUCUCAGCAGAUGAAAAUUGAAAACUCUUGUCUUCCUGAAAUGUACAACUUCACAAUGUUCAUUUUGACGGUGAAAAAAACUAAGGGCAAAAGUCUUACAAGCAGUAUAUGUGUUAUGGUCGUCCCAAUGAAUAAUAUUUCACUGAAUAUCAUGUGUAAAGAAGGUUGUGACCACACAGAUUCUAUGCAGAGUAUUCAACUGGAGGUGCUUUGUCACCAGUGUGUUAACUUUACGUGGUAUUAUGAGAUCACUGCUAACAAGCAUGCUGAUUGGGCCGGCUGCCGCUCUAAUCAGAUGCCAUUAACUCUUAUUGCGAAGGGAAAUUCAUCGAUUGUGAUAAAUGGCGAAAAAAUCCUGGCUACCAUAAACAGAGUCGUGGUCGUAGGCUUCUCUAAUGACGGAAAGUCUGGAGUUGCCAGCUACAGCCUACACCAUCCUAGGACCACUCAACCCCCGAUGAGACACAGAUCGUCCUCGACCACAAAUCCAACCCCAUCAAAAGACUAUAAAGGCUCCAAGGGUUAUUCUGACACCAAGAAGCCGAAAUUCCCCACCUCCUCCCCUCCUUAUGUCAAUGGCAGUCAUCACCCCCCAGCUGCCACCCCCGCACACAUACCAGGGAAACCCAGCUCUGUGCCUGCCGCUGCCAGCCUGAGCUGUACACUGGCACCUCCCCAGGGCACGGUGCUCACACCCUUCACUGGCACUUGUAAUGUGCCCCCAGUCUUCUGUACACCUGGGUCCUGCACGUUGUGCUUUAAGACUGUCAAAGGCCAGAGCCUGAGUUGUGGACAUGAAUUGGAGAUGCAAUCGCUGUUCCUCCCUUCAGGGGACAAUAUCACUCUGACAGCAUUUUUAAAGAACAGUGAGGGCCAGACCCUCAGCACGUCACUGGCAACACAGGUGAAGAGUGCGAAUGCCACCAACACUGACCUGAAGGACCUUCUGAAAAAUCAGCAGCACUUGUCUCAGGUGGCACUGGUGCAGCUUUUCCAUUCUGUCUCUGCCACCCUGAACGGAGCAGCCGGUGCCAAUCGGGAAAAUGCGGAGCUUCGGGAGCAGAUGUUGGGCGACCUCUCGGCAGCCCUGCAGGAACACCCCUGUAAUGCCCCCAGUGAUGUGCAGCUGACCGCUGAGGCAGUGAUGCAAAUCACCCAGAAGACAAAUGAGCUGACCUCAUCUGCACAGAUGCAAGCAAGUUUUGUGCUGGCAAACCUCAGCCAAGCCCUGCUCACCAUAAACAGCACGGGAAGCGAGGGAACUGCCCAGGUGCAACUUGCAGCUGGUUUCAUCGUGAAAGCAGCCAGUAACAUCCUCGAGGCCUGGGCAGAGUCAGGCCAGCAGGGCGAGAUUUCUAGUUGUCUGCUGAACACCAUGGGCAAUGUGCAGACCGCCCUUCUGGCAGAAAUGGGGACCAAUCAGGACCCUGUCAUACUGUCAUCCCCUGAUAUCAGUAUUUACGUAAACAGACUGUCACCCGAUCAGCUUCAACAAAAGCCUAUCGGCAUUCAGAGAAAUUCCACUUCCUGGUUCAGUCUUCCUCCAAUAGGACCUGAUAUCUUGCCAGUCGAAAAGCCAGUGGAUGUACGGAUGAUGAGUUUGGGCAUAAGCCCUUUCCCCAAGGGCACAGGGGACUUAAUCAGUGGGAUCGUUGGUGGCCUUACCCUGACAAACCACGAUGGCUCUGUCAUCCCAGUGAAGAACCUCAGCAGUGAGAUUGAGAUCUUUCUGCCACGGCCAAAAGAAUCACAAGUGAGUGAAACAUUUCUGGACCUGGGCAACUUCAGUACAGUGGCCAUCAACGUGACUGUGCCCAACAUCUCACUGGUGCUGAAGCUGGACCCCUCAGAAAACUUGACCUUGCAGCUGUUGCUGGGCUUUCAGAGUUAUCCCAACCAGUCACAUCACAUUGCCAUGACUAACCUACCUCAGCAGGGUGCUACUCUAGAGGAGCAGUACACAUGGGUGUUGGGUCCUGGGAACCUGACUGGAAAUCCUGGGACGUACUAUCUGCUGGUGAGACCUGUGGUGGCGGCAGGGGUCAAUUCCACAAAUGCCACGGUGUCCGUCACCACCAUAGCUUCCCAGUGUAUGUAUUGGGAUGAGGUUACUUCCGACUGGAGCACCCAAGGCUGUAGGGUCGGUCCUCUCACCACCCCAUCGGCCACCCAGUGCUUCUGUAACCACCUGACCUUCUUCGGAAGCUCCUUUUUUGUCAUGCCCAAUGUGGUGGAUGUUUCGCAGACAGCUCAGCUCUUCUCCACCUUUGUCGACAACCCUGUGGUGGUGUGCUUUGUGGGCGCCAUCUUCCUGGCCUACCUGCUGGUGGUCGUGUGGGCGCGCAGGAAGGAUAUCCAGGACUUGGCCAAGGUUAAGGUUACAGUUCUGGCGGACAAUGACCCUCUCGCCCACUACCGCUACAUGCUGACCAUCAGCACUGGGCACAGACGCGGGGCCUCCACUUCCUCCCAGGUGACGGUGAUUCUGCUGGGCUCAGAUGGCGAGAGUCACCCUCAUCACCUGAGUGACCCUGACAAACCGCUGUUUGAGAGAGGGGGGGUGGACAUGUUUCUGCUCACCACUCCAUUCUCCCUGGGGGAGCUGCAGAACGUCAGACUCUGGCAUGACAACUCAGGGAGCCACGCUGCUUGGUACAUCAAUAAAGUGAUGGUCCAGGACCUGGAGACAGGUCAGAAAUGGCAUUUCUUGUGUAACUCGUGGCUGGCGAUAAACAUGGGUGAAUGUGCUCUGGACAAAGUCUUCCCUGUCGCCACAGAGCUGGAUCUUACGCGGUUUAGUAACUUGUUCUUCACGAAGACAGCAAAAGAUUUUGGCGACGGGCAUAUCUGGUUCUCUGUGAUCAACCGGCCCCCAGCCAGUAAUUUCACACGGGUGCAACGGGUCUCCUGCUGCUUCUCACUGCUGCUCUGCACCAUGCUGACUAACAUCAUGUUCUGGGGCAUUCCAACGAACCCAUCUGAGCAGAAAAUGGACUUGGGUCAGAUCGAGAUCACCUGGCAGCAGGUCAUGAUAGGUGUCCAGAGCUCCAUCAUCAUGUUCCCCAUCAACCUCCUAAUUGUGAGCAUCUUUAGAAACACCCGUCCAAGAGAAAAGAAGGUACUGCAGGCUAACAGUCAAGCCAAGGCAGAUCCUAACAAGCAGGGGAAGACCGGCCGCGUGUCUCCGACCCAGCCGCCGUCCCCAGGGAACAUCCACAAGGAAAUCACUCCCAAUUCUGUUGUCAAGGAUAUCAAGAGGAUUGCCCAGUCUCUCUCUAAGACCAGGAGGAGCACGGUUCCUCAGCUCGAGGAGGGUGCUGAAAAGACAGCUGACAUCAAUACUCUGCUGUCACUAGUGGAGGAGAUCAUCCAGCAGCAGAACCGGGCAGGAGGCGACUUCUAUUCUGAAGGCUGCAAGAACGAAGCCUCUCUCAUCCUGACGUUAGAGAGCAGCCCUGGUGGCAGCCCAGAAAGGUCAAACAGUGUUUCCCAGAGACAGAGGGACUACAGUGAGUAUUUGUACCGACAGCUACGUCAUGUGGAGAAGGAGCUAGAGGUCCUGGACCCUUCACGCUUCCCUAAUCCAAGAAGUUACCGGCAGGCAGUACGGCAGGUGCAGGACAUGAAGGGCCUGCUGGAGGGCCGGCUCUCCUGCAUGAGCCCGGCUGAAAACCAUGUCGUAAAGAGCCCCAGCCCCCCAGAGCAGGAAAACAACAGGAAGUGCUGCCAGGGAGGCCUGCCCUGGUGGUUUGUGUUUGUGGGCUGGUUCCUGGUAGCGGCAACUAGUGGAGUGGCAGCAUACUUCACCAUGAUGUACGGGCUCACCUACGGGAAACAGAAGUCCAUAAGCUGGCUGAUCUCCAUGGUGGUGUCUUUCUUUGAGAGCGUCUUCGUCACCCAGCCACUCAAGGUCUUAGGUUUUGCCAUCUUCUUUGCUCUGGUGCUGAAGAAAAUUGACCAGGAGGAAUAUGGAGAUGCAACCCUUGAAAAAGAACUUGUAACCUCAGACCCCAACGUAGUGCUGGGCACACGGAGAGACAGCACAUGUAGCUACUAUCAGCCUCCUCCACCCACUGACAUCGAGAGGAUGAGGAAUAAUAUGAUAAAGGAGCAGAAAGCCUAUGGGCUCAUCAUGGAGAUUCUCGCCUAUUUGGGGUUCAUGUGGAUGCUGCUGCUGGUGGCAUAUGGUCAGAGGGACCCAAAUGCUUACUUCCUGAACCAGCACAUUCAGCAGAGUUUCACCAAUGGCACCUCAGAUAUGAUGAGUCUUAACGAAGUGUUUAUGUGGACCAACACCACCCUCCUCAGCAACCUCUUUGGACAAUAUCCAGGCUUCAUCACAGACGGGAAUUCCAAGCUGGUCGGUAAUGGUCGUAUCCGUCAGGUGCGGGUGAAGAGAGACUCCUGUCCUGUUUCCCCCUCCAUUAGCAGCUUGGUGCCAGACUGCCAGGGUCUGUACUCCUGGGACGUGGAAGACAUGGGCCAAUACGGACCAGGUUGGAGCCAGAACAGCAGUGCCAGUGGCACCAUCAACAGCACCGCCUGGACAUACCAGAGUCAGGGUCAGCUCAGGGGGUGCCCCAUAUGGGGUGAUGUGGUGCUCUACAGAGGGGGGGGCUUUGUGGCUGAACUGGUGUUGGACCAGGGAAAUGCAGGAGGGGUCCUUCAGAACCUGUUUGACAACACCUGGCUUGACAUUUACACGCGGGCAGUUUUUGUAGAGUUCACCGUCUACAAUGCUAACAUUAACCUCUUCUGCAUUGUCACUCUAAUAUUUGAGACCUCAGCUAAUGGAGCCUUCCAGUAUCUCACUGAUCUGCAGACGGUCCGGCUGUAUCAGUCAACUGGUGGCCUAGAGAUCUUUGUCAUGGCUUCUGAGGUUAUAUACUUCCUCUUCAUUCUCUACUACAUGUUUGUUCAGGGUAAGCUAAUGAAGCAGCUGAAGUGGACAUACUUCAGCAACAAGUGGAACCUUCUGGAACUAGCCAUUAUCAUCCUGAGCUGGAGUGCACUCUCUGUCUUCAUUAAAAGGACAUUGCUGGGGAACAGAGACAUGGAGUUCUACCGCACCCACCCGGACCAGUUUCCCAGUUUCUACCAGACGGCCGCAGCGGACUCCGUGCUGGGCUACCUGAUUGCAUUCCUAGUGCUGCUGGCCACCAUUAAGCUGUGGCACCUGCUGAGACUUAACCCCAAGCUGCACAUGAUCACCUCCACACUGAAGAGGGCCUGGAAUGACAUCUCAGGCUUCAUCAUCGUUUUGACCAUUAUGCUCCUGACCUACUCUAUGACUUGCAAUCUAAUAUAUGGUUGGAAGCUCUACUCCUACAGAACUCUUUUGGAGGCUUUCCAGACCAUAGUCAGCUUGCAGUUGGGCAUCUUCAACUAUGAAGAGAUUCUGGAGUACAACCCAGUGCUUGGUGCAUUCAUCAUUGGCUCCUGCGUCAUAUUCAUGACCUUUGUGGUCCUCAAUCUCUUCAUCUCAGUCAUCCUAGUUGCAUUCAGCCAAGAGCAACUGCACCACAAGCCUUCCGAAGAAGAAGAGAUUGUAGACCUUAUAUUCACAAAGCUCUGUAGUCUCCUUGGGAUCAGGUGUAAAAAUGAAAAAGAAAAGGCUGCAAAUGAAAGGAUCUUAACAGCCUCCAAAAAAGAUACCUAACCCUCAACAUAGACAUACAUAAAGAUAUUCUUUAGACAUGUUAUAACCUCACCAUGAUGUGUAUGUGAAAACUGAGUCAUUACAUGUUAAACUAAAAAUAGCACACUUAACUGUAAUUUCCUCUUUUCCUUGUCCAGAUGUAGUGUUCUUUAAAUUAAAAAUGAUAGAAGAAAUGUUUAAACUGAUCCAUUUGUAUGUACUUUGAACAGUUAUAUUAAUCUGCACUUCUUUAUUAAUCUGUGACCAUUUUAUAUAGGGUACCUCAAGUACAGUGCUGAUUAUUAGUUAAAUAAAAGUAUGUGAAAAUGUAACAAUUAAAAUGUAUUGAUUGUGAUUUAAAUGUCCAUUAAAGACUUUCCUGAAGAAUUAAAUAGAAAAAAACAGUGAAAAGCAUUUCACAAAAAUAAAAAAAAUUA